Molecule: messenger RNA, 5211 nt
Organism: Corythoichthys intestinalis (scribbled pipefish)
Lineage: Eukaryota; Metazoa; Chordata; Actinopteri; Syngnathiformes; Syngnathidae
Exons: 7
Coding region: 271-933 (220 amino acids)
Biological process (GO): positive regulation of canonical Wnt signaling pathway; protein polyubiquitination
Cellular component (GO): cytoplasm; nucleus
Molecular function (GO): ubiquitin-ubiquitin ligase activity; RNA binding
Source: RefSeq, a predicted model, not a curated record
AUUCAGCGACUCGUGUUUAUGAACAGUCGCUGUUUCAUAGAAUCAUGAAGGAAGGAUAAUUUAAGUAAAACUUGACGACACCUAGUCAAAUUGAGUAAAAUAGUUACAAUUUUUAAAUGUUAUUUUUCUGUAAACCUCGAUAUUAUGGAAUUGAACCGAAAAAUUGGCAAAAUGUUCACGAAGAGGCACUACUAUUCAAUGUAACGUGACCAUGACCAAUACUCCAAUGUGUUGUCUUGCACUUUAAGAAAAAGGCAGCAGUGACAAUAAAUGCGAGGAAACAUGAUCAAGGAUGAUGAAGUGGAGACACUUGGCGAACAGCUAUACACACGGAUUUUCCCCCAACACAGCGAGCAUGCUGGGAAACUGACAGGCAUGCUGCUGGAGCUCCCUGCUCCUGUUUUGAACAGGAUGCUGCAAGACGAGGUCAUGCUCGCGACGGCCGUGGAGAAAGCAGUCAGAGCCUUAGAGGUGGAUUUGCACCAGGAGCACAGCAAAACAACAAGUAGAGAAGAAGACGACGGCUCCGUGUCUUCUGACUCUUUAGGCGAGCAGCUUUUCAACCUGAUUGACGUUUACAACACUGGAUACUCACAGAAGAUCACAGGCAUGUUACUGGAGCAGCACAAAGAGGCCGUGUUAAAGCUUCUGUCAGAUCCCGAACAGCUGGAAAAGCAGCUGAACACGGCGCUCAAGACCUUACAACAGCAGCGUGCAGAGGAAACGGACAUCAGCGACACGUCGGACGGCGAAGACGCCGAGAGCUUGGGGGAAACGCUCUUCUUGCAAGUGGAGGAACUGGACCCACUUCACGCACAUGAAAUCACUGGUAUGCUGUUGGAGAUGGACAUAGGCGUUCUACGCAAGCUGCUUCACGAGCGCCAUUUGCUGGAGGCCGCCGUUCAAAAAGCACAAUCAGCGCUUGGGAGUUAAAUUCUUAGAAAAUGCAAGUCAAUCCAGCCAAACCAGACAUUUGAGUCAAAAGUUAAAAAAGGAAAACAAUUUUUUAAAAAGUUUUUUUGUGCGCUUCAUCCUUCUGCUGAGAAUUUCUAUUAGUUUGUCAUCAGUAGACGUCCAAUCUAUUUGAACUGGGAGUUCUGGCAGCGAAUGAACCCUUUGCUGCCAGAACUCCCAGUUCAAUUGGAUUGGAUGUCUAUCAUCGUCAAUGAGGAUAAAAUGAGUUAACAAGGUUUCCAAAACUUUUUUUUCUCAUUAAAAAUUCAGGAAAUUCAAGAUAAUAGAAUCUGAUGAAAAUCAGAUUUUUUCUUCUCAGCGACAAACUUUGAGAUCCAAACUGGGCAUGAAAUUUUCUGAGGUGAGCGCUUAUUUAUAAAGCACAGCUCACAUAUUCAUAAACUUUGAAAAGGAUCUGCUUGUGUAAAGGCUAACACUGUGCUUAUGCAUUUUUUUCCCCACACGCAGAACAGAUUUGUUGAUUUAUUGCUUCUUGAUCUCACCAAAGGCUUUAGCUUUCUGGAGCCGCAUGUCAGCUCCGGCCACCCUGAAACGAGCCAAUUUUAACUACAGUGGUAAGCUACAUAAUGUAAAAAUGUUUAAUUAUUUAAAGCAGAUCACGGAUAUUUAUUAUAAAUCACUUAUUGGCUGUCAUUGACUAUGAAAGACCCAAUUUAUUUUGGACUGGCAGUCUGAAACAGUUGAGAUAAAACAUAGAAUUCACUAUCAGUUGACGGGGCCUAUAUUAAAAACUUAAAAUUGAAAUAUUUUCAAAACCAAAGCCGCGAGCGACCUAAAACCAAAACAGAACUUCGAAAUACAUGAGUCUGCAUGAGCAGCGGCAUCAAAAAAUUCAAAGUUGUUCCAUAAUAAUACUUAUAUAGAAAUGAAUUAAUCAGGAUUUUAUUAUGGAGCUUAGAGACUGUGAACAAAACUUAAAAUGGCUGUAAAAUUGUCAGAUUUUACGCUAGAUGCACAAGAAAUCACCAAAUGCAAAGAUAAUCACCUACAGUGGGGCAAACAAGUAUUUAGUCAACCACUAAUUGUGCAAGUUCUCCUACUUGAAAAGAUUAGAGAGGCCUGUAAUUGUCAACAUGGGUAAACCUCAACCAUGAGACAGAAAAUCACAUUGUUUGAUUUUUAAUGAAUUUAUUUCCAAAUUAGAGUGGAAAAUAAGUAUUUGGUCACCUACAAACAAGCAAUAUUUCUGGCUGUCAAAGAGGUCUAACUUCUUCUAACGAGGUCUAAUGAGGCUCCUCUCGUUACCUGUAUUAAUGGCACCUGUUUUAUCUCAUUAUUGGUAUAAAAGACACCUGUCCACAAUCUCAGUCAGUCACACUCCAAACUCCACUAUGGCCAAGACCAAAGAGCUGUCGAAGGACACCAGAGACAAAAUGGUAGACCUGCACCAGGCUGGGAAGACUGAAUCUGAACUAGGUAAAACGCUUGGUGUAAAGAAAUCAACUGUGGGAGCAAUUAUUAGAAAAUAUAUAUUUUAAUUGAAGCAACCUUUUUUUGAUUGAAUAAUAAAGACACAAAUCUAUCUCCAUAUGGCUCUGCCCAGGGGAUACAAUUUUUGACUGGGGUAACUACAUUGGCACGAUACCGGCGGGCGUACCAAAUUCAAUGGAUGACGAUCUUGGCGAAAAGUAUUGCCUAAGCAGCCUGAUUUAGAAUUCCCCUCAAGAAUGAUGGGAAACAAAAAACGCUCAUUGUCAACUUAUUAUUUUAAAUAUUCUUGUAAGUAGGGUUGUUCCGAUCAUGUUUUUUUGCUCCCGAUCCAAUCCCGAUAGUUUUAGUUUGAGUAUCUGCCGAUCCCGAUAUUUCCCAAUCCGAUUGAUUUUUUUUUGCUCCCGAUUCCAUUCCAAUCAUUCCCGAUAAUUUUUCCCGAUCAUAUACAUUUUGGCAAUGCAUUAAGAAAAAAAUGAAUAAAACUCAGACGAAUAUAUACAUUCAACAUACAGUACAUAAGUACUGUAUUUGUUUAUUAUGACAAUAAAUCCUCAAGAUUGCAUUUACAUUAUUAACAUUCUUUCUGUGAGAGGGAUCCACGGAUAGAAAGACUUGUGACUUUGUAUAUUGUGACUAAAUAUUGCCAUCUAGUGUAUUUGUUGAGCUUUCAGUAAAUGAUACUGUAGCCAUGCCCAAAUGCAUGAUGGGAAGUGGAACCAUGACUGUGCGUAGUGCUACCAAUUGAUAUAUCUUCCCUGUGUUGGGAAAUAACAUAAGGUGUUAAGAAAAAGAUCAAAUGCUAUCUUGCUUCUCCACAUUGCUUACCAUGAUAUAUCUAAUCGUAGGGAGAGGGAUUGUAAGGCUUUAGCCAAUUAAAAAAAGGCUCCAAAGGCUGCCAAAAGUCACUCUACUCAUUAUACGCUGCCUUUUAUCUCUCUAUAUAGGUAAAACGGCGCCAUUACAGAUUGAGCGUGACAAUGCGCGAGUGGGUCGUGGAGCGCAUGCAUUAAUUGCGUUAAUUUUUAACGUGAUACUGUACUUUUUUUUUUUAAAUUAUAGCCGUUACUGGGAUAAAUUUGAUAACCCUACCUUAAGCCUAUACUAAAGACUCUGGAUGAGUGUAACACAUUAUGUUUGUAACGUUAAAUACAAUUAGAAAACGAUUUAAAAAAAAAAAUAUAUAUAUAUAUAUAUAUAUAUAUAUAUAUAUAUAUAUAUUAAAAAAGGCAUGGCCGAUAUUUUUUUGCCGAUUCCGAUAAUUUGAAAAUGACAUAUCUACUUGUAAGUUAAUUUUAUUGCUGACACUGUGUUUUGGGGUUAUCAACAUGUUGUGACCCCCCUGGCCCAAAAGUUAAACUCCGUCUAAGGCCGUAGCAUACGUCAAGAAAGGGGUCCAUUUUGCAUAAAAUUUAUUUCUGCAGCCCCAAACCGUACACCGGAUCUUCUCUAGGUGAACACAAUUUAAAAUUGACUUAAUCCAUAGCGUGUGAGAGGGUGAGAUGGGGGAUUUCCAUGCAAGUAGUAUCAGUCGCCUUGCCAAAAGGGUAACAAAGGCGAUUCUAUCCUGAUCCAUCUUGGAUAAUUCCAACACAGAUGAGGAUGUUCCAAACAGCAUUAUGGUGGGGUCUGGACUUAUUUGUCUGCGGCAUAUUUCUGAAAUGGUCUUAAAUACCUCCACCCAGAAGUUAUGGGUAUGAUUGGCUGGUGAUUGGUUACAUCGUGCACAGGUUGAAGUGUAACAUCUUUAUAAAUCUUGAACAAGCUGUCCUUAGUCCAGUGUGCUCUAUAGAUAAUUUUGCACUGAAUAAGACCAUGCUGUGCGCAAACUGAUGAGGAAUGAACUCUUUUCAGUGCAGCCUCCCAUAUUUCCUCCAAAAUAAUCCUACCCAGUUCCUGUUCACACAGCGCCUUAGUAGGUGCUAAUGAGACAUUUUGUAAGCUACAAAUUUGGCCAUAAAUAAUCGAUUGACUGCCCUUAAUUGAAGGCAGAGGAAAUGUAUCCAAAGCCUCUGGUAAAGUGGAGAAGCAUGUGUUUAACCCCUCCUCAACCAAAUCAGUCUUGAGGCACUCCUGCCUGCUUGUAUGUACUAAAACUUUCGUCCUAUUUCUACCUAAAGCCGGCGUUGGAACGCAGCGUUUAUCGUAGUGAAAGCUUCCGUGACGCUGUCUGGCCCGGACCUCUACGGGAAGCCGUGACACAAUAUCUAUAGGAGCGGUCUCGUCAACUGAUGAAGUCUAUGGCUAAAACUGUUGAUAGUUUUAAAUCUUUUGACAAAGACAAUGCAAAAAACACGAAGACAUAUAUCAAAGUGCUCACGCGCAAAAAUACUUUUAUUCAGUAUUUGCCUUUAUUUCUUCUAUAUUACACCAAUUUGCUGAAACAAAAGGGGACCUUGUCAAAUCAAGUCUACAAAACAAAAAUGGAAUUAAAUACGUUGAGCUGAGGGACUGAGAAUUCCAUUAAAAAUCAGGUUAGUAAAUUACAGUGUUAUACUUAAAAGUAUAACUUUUCACAAUGAAUUUGUAGCAGAGGCCAUAACAAACAUUGGUGACAUUUGCUCUAAAUGCUUCUCAUCAAAGCUAAUCACACAAGAAAUUAGUUCCUCAAACAUACAUUUAUGCCUAAAGCUCAUAAAUACAAUCGAUCUGAUAUACAAACAUUUGGAUAGAUUUUUUUUUUUUUUUUUUGCAUGUUGUGAAUAAUUCCUGCUGGUCACCGCUCGUUCAUUUGGACAGCACAGUUGAGUUGUUUGAUUGACAGGAGGGAUUCUAAAUAAAUAUGUGGAAACAUGCAGCAUCCUCGCA